GGACAUGUAAAAUUUAUUACCUUGAUCAAUAUCUUUGCCUACUAUUACUAGAAUCAAUCCUACUUCUGGCCCUACUACUGGCAGCCUACCAGUAACGUUUACUGGCACUUAUAUCACCAUUAACUGGAGCAGAGCGACAAUCUGUCACAGCUAUCGCUCCCAUUAUUUCUUCAUUCUUUAACCGACCGUCCAGUGCCAGACUGGAAAACCGUUACAGUCGGCAGCAUAAAGCUCCUCUACAUCACCAGCAUUAUCUUAGUAGUACUUCUGCCAGCAACUUCACUAUCCUUUCCAACAUUCAAGUUGUCCCAAUCGCGCCAGCAGCUAUGGCAGGAGCUACAUCCGUCAGUGCGUCUAAUGGAAGUAGCACCAGUGGUAGUCUACCAGGCUCCACUAACAAAGUUCUUCCUCCUCUUAUUAUCUCUGUGAAACCUGAUAGCGGCCCUACUCCAGGCGGAAACACUGUAUCUAUCAUCGGCCUUGGCUUCACAAAUGCUACAGCUGUAGCUUUUGGCCCAACCCCCGCCACCUCCUUCACUGUGGCCUCCUAUGAAACAAUAAACGCUGUUGUUCCACCAGGACCUAGAGGCGACGGCACUGUCUCUGUCCGUGUCACUGGAUCUCAGGGUAUCAGUAAUACCAUGUCAUACACCUAUAAAGCUCAUCCUGUUAUCGACAAUGCGACUCCUAAUAAUGGCCCUCCUACAGGCGGAAACACUGUUAUCAUUACUGGCUCUGGUUUUGCCAAUGCUACUUCAGUGACUUUUGGAUCAAUUUCAGCCACAUACUUUACCAGGGUCUCUGACACACAAAUAGAUGCUAUUGUUCCACCAGGAUCUAGUAGCAGCACUGUCUCUGUCCAUGUCAAUGGACCUGGUGGUAUUAGUAAUAGCAUACCAUAUAUUUACGCUAUUCCUGUUAUCAACGCUAUAAGUCCCACUAGUGGCCGUGUUGCGGGUGGAAACACUGUUGUUAUUACUGGCCGUGGGUUGCUAGAUGUCACGUCUGUGACAUUUGGUUCAAAUCAUGCCUCUUUCACUAUUGUUUCUGACACAUUGAUAGACGCUGUUGCUCCACCAAGACUUAAUGGUAUAGGCACUGUCUCUGUCUAUGUUACUGGGCCUGGUGGUAUCACUAGUAAUGGCAUACCAUACAGCUACAAUCAAAUUGGUCCUGUUAUUGGUACUAUAAGCCCUACUAGUGGCCCUAUUGCAGGUGGAAACACUGUUGUUAUUACUGGCUUUGGUUUCACAAAUAUCACAGCUGUGACUUUUGGUUCGAAUCCUCAGAUUCCUACCCCUUUCACUAUUGUCUCUAGCACAGUGAUCAAUGCUGUUGUUCCACCAGGACCUAGUGGUGGAGGCACUAUCCCUGUCUAUGUUAUUGGUUCUAUAAGCCCUACUAGUGGCCCUGUUGCAGGUGGAAACACUACUGUUAUUACUAGCUCUGGUUUUACAAAUGCUACAGCUAUGACUUUUAAUUUAACUUCUACCUCUUUCACUAUUACCUCUAAUACAGUGAUCAAUGCUAUUGUUCCACCAGGACCUAGUGGUGGAGGCACUGUCUCUGUACAUGUUACUGGGUCUAGUGGUACCGGUACGGUUACAUAUACCUAUACUCUAGCUCCUAUUGUCACCAGGCUUACUCCAGCGGCUGGGCCGAUAGCAGGUGGGAAUACGGUCACCAUCACAGGCUCAAACUUCAGCAAUGCCACAGCAGUUACAUUUGAUGGUAUUCUAGCCAGUUCUUUUGCCAUUUUACAGCCCACUCAGAUAGUUGCUGUUGCUCCGCCGACUACUGCUGUCAAGGUUGCCUCUGUGGUAGUCACAACGCCUGGUGGUUCUAGCACUCCUGGCCCAGGGUCUGAGUAUGGUUAUACAACUGCACCUUCCACUAUAAGUGUGAGUCCUGCUUUGGGCAGCACGGCUGGUGGAGACACUGUUACCAUCAUCAGCAGUGGCUUCAGAGGUACCACCAGUGUGGAUUUUGGAACCACCUCUGCAACAAGCUUCACUGUUUUCAGUAAUACGGAGAUAAAUGCCAUCACACCAGCACACUCCAUUGGCACAGUCCCAAUUGUUAUUACCAGCUCAGGUGGCACAAACAGCACACUUAGUUUCAGCUUUGUGAUGCCACCAGUUCUUACCUUAAUUGCGCCAACUUCCAGAUCGGCCGCAGGGGGCACGGUGGUGUCCAUCACCGGGCAAAAUUUGGCAAGUUCCCUUAAUGUGAAUUUUGGGCACACUGCAGUAGUGCCUACGUCCAUCAUUGACGACAACACAGUAACUGCAAUAAGCCCUGCUGGAACGGCGGGUGUUAUUGCUGUGACAGUUACUACAGCUGCUGGCACAAGCAACGGCCUCCCAUUCAUCUAUGUCAUGUAAUUAGGAUUGAGAAACACACGCACUGUACGUGCAUCGUAUUGAAAAUAAAA
Talaromyces stipitatus ATCC 10500 is the source of this 2434-nucleotide messenger RNA. RefSeq lists its product as uncharacterized. The record is from RefSeq and is a predicted model, not a curated record. The coding region runs from base 327 to 2384 and encodes 685 amino acids. The transcript has 2 exons. NCBI's taxonomy places the organism in Eukaryota, Fungi, Ascomycota, Eurotiomycetes, Eurotiales, Trichocomaceae.